UUGAACGAUCGAUGGCAAUUCUUUCACAAAGUUUAAUACAGUUGCGGUUAAUAUUAAUGAGAAACGUUUUCGUAAAUAUAAAGAAUUGCAACAAGAGAUCCAUCAUGACAACUCGUACGAAACUUGAAAAGGUUUUACAAAAUCUUGAAAAAAAUCCUUUUUAUGAUAAAUAUGCCAGUAAAAUAGCGAAACUUCAACAAACUAGCCCAGAGGAGUUUUUGGAUCGUGUCGAAAAUCAAGAGAAGAAAUUUCAAAAGAAGACAGCAAAACAGGAUGAAGAGCUGAAAUAUUUUGAUAGUCAAGCAAAACCACAGUUGGAUCAAGACAAGCAACCUCAACAAGCACAAUUAAACAGUAUAAUGAAAGUGGACAUGAUUCAGGAUAAAACAAAGGAUGAGAUUAUAAAUAUUUGGAAAGAUUAUCAUAAAGAUAAAGAUUAUAUAUGUGGAAUAUUAGCACCAGAACAAUUUGAUAGAAUGUUUGAACGUGGGAAACGUUAUCCAACAUUUUUGCUGCCAUUACCUAGAAAACAUGGAUAUGAGUUUAUUGUUAGUCAAUUCUAUGGGCUAGAAAUUCAUAUGACACCACUUUUGUGGUAUCAAGCGCAUAAAGAAAAUGCACCAGAAUGUUUAACUAUAACUCAUUAUACAGAAUUAAAGGAUGACAAAGGCAUUAUUCUUAUGCGUGGUGAAUUUGAUAAAAAAUGCAUUAAUGUACAAGAAGCACAGUGUUUAGUAAAUGAACUGCAAUUAUAUUAUUCUACAGAUAAUCCUAAGAGAUUGCAAUUGUUGGAAAACUUUUCUGACCAACCUGACAAAUUCAAACAUAUGGAUCUCAUAGCACAAUUAGAAACAAUACAAUUAGAAUUUGCAGUCCACCUAUCAAAACCUAGUCAUAUUCAGUCUUUAUGGACAUUUCCAGUUUUGAUGACAAGAACACAAACAUCAUGCCUUUAUGGUAAAAGAAACAAUUUUAGUGAUAAUGCAUUUCAAAACACGUACAUUACUACACCUAUAUUUUAUGUUAAUGCUGGACCACACAUUGGACAUGCUUAUACAGCAGCUUUGGCAGAUACUGUAGCUAGGUUUAAUUCUAUGCUGGGACAUUCUGUGUUUUUAUCUACUGGUACAGAUGAACAUGGUACAAAAGUUCAGAAAGCCGCAAAUGCCGCGGGUUUACCAGUUCCUGAAUAUUGCACUCUAGUUUCACAUCAAUUUCGAGAAAUGUGCAACACAUUUCAAGUUUCAUAUUCGAACUUUAUCAGAACAACCGAGGAACAACAUGAAAAAGCAGUUUGUCAUUUCUGGAACUGUUUAGAAGAAAGAGGGAUACAAAAGAGAAACUCUAUGACAGAAAGUAGUAAUGAAACGUUUGCAGAGUCGGGAGAUGUUUUAGACUGGACAGAAGAAGAUACUUACAAAUUUCGUCUUACUUCUUUUAAAGAUGAUUUGAAAUAUUGGUUUCAGCACGAAAAUGUAAUAUAUCCGGCAAUAUAUCGCAAUACAUUGAUCUCGUGGUUAGAUGAUCUGGAAGAUUUAAGUAUUUCUCGACCUGCCAAAAGAGUGCCUUGGGCAAUUCCUACUCCUUCUGAUGAAUCUCAUACAAUAUAUGUAUGGUUGGAUGCAUUGGUAAAUUAUUUAACUGCAGUGGGAUAUCCAGAUAAUUCGUUUAAAAAAUUUUGGCCACCAACUGCACAAGUGAUAGGAAAAGAUAUACUGAAAUUUCAUGGCAUAUAUUGGCCAGCAUUUUUAAUGGCUGUUGGUCUUGAACCACCGAAACAACUUUUGUGUCAUGGGCAUUGGACUAUUGAAGAUAGCAAAAUGUCAAAAUCUAAAGGAAACGUAAUUUCACCCUUUACAACUGCAAAAGACUUUACAGCAGAUGGUUUAAGGUACUUUCUUUUGCGAGAAGCAGUGCUGCAUGCAGAUGCAAAUUUCAGCACGCAAAAAGUUCAAAGAAUAUUAAAUGCUGAACUUGCCGAUACACUAGGAAAUUUAAUUAAUCGAUGUUUGGGUAAUACUAUUAAUCCAGGAGGGAUAAUAUAUAACGCGGCCGAAUAUAAAACCAUUUUAAGAUCCAAGAUAGCUCUAGAAAACAUGAAAGCUUUGGAAGAAUUGGGAGAAAAAGCUAAGAAACAUUACGAGGAAAAUCAUUUGCAUCAUGUAGUAGAUGCUGCGAUGAAUACAUUACGUAUUACUAAUCAAAUGUUUGAUCGUCAUCAACCAUGGCUUUUAAAAAAAUCUGAACAUUUCGACUCUGCAAAAGAACUAGAGUCUGUGAUAUCUUUAUGUUUCGAAAAUAUACGAGUGGCUGCUCUAGUAUUAUAUCCUAUUUUACCUAGAUUAAGUUCCGAUCUUCUUGAUUUUCUUCAAAUUCCACAAGUAAAUCGCACUUGGGAAGAUACAAAACCGCUUCAUGUAACGGGUACAUCGAUCGAAAGAACACCCAUCUUGUCAAAGAAGGUAUUUUUUAGAAAAAUAAAAAAUUAA
Habropoda laboriosa is the source of this 2489-nucleotide messenger RNA. Its product is annotated as methionine--tRNA ligase, mitochondrial-like. Bases 12 to 2489 code for a protein of 825 amino acids. Gene Ontology annotation, molecular function: methionine-tRNA ligase activity; ATP binding. Gene Ontology annotation, biological process: protein-containing complex assembly; methionyl-tRNA aminoacylation. The transcript has 9 exons. The record is from RefSeq and is a predicted model, not a curated record. Gene Ontology annotation, cellular component: mitochondrion. NCBI's taxonomy places the organism in Eukaryota, Metazoa, Arthropoda, Insecta, Hymenoptera, Apidae.